Messenger RNA from Rodentolepis nana, 318 nucleotides. Lineage: Eukaryota; Metazoa; Platyhelminthes; Cestoda; Cyclophyllidea; Hymenolepididae. The record is from the annotation of a GenBank genome assembly.
AUGGUUGAUCUAUACUCUGGGAUAGCCCUUGGACCACCGGUUGACAUUUGGGCUCUGGGUUGUGUACUCUAUGGCCUCUGCUUCUUUGCCCUUCCAUUUGGUUCUGCCUCCGCCCUCGCUAUCCAAACCGGCCGAUAUACUCUCCCCACAUCUGCCCUAACUUCCUACUCUCCUCAAUUGCUGAAAUUAUUACAUUACAUGCUGACAGUCUCCGCUGCUGAACGUCCGGAUAUUUACCAGGUGUCGGCUCUUACAUUUUCCCUUCUCGGUCGACCUAACCCUGUUCUCAAUGUAAAUGUGCGUCUUCUGAGUUAUUGA